Messenger RNA from Cryphonectria parasitica EP155, 447 nucleotides. RefSeq lists its product as uncharacterized. The transcript is spliced from 4 exons. The record is from RefSeq and is a predicted model, not a curated record. Bases 1 to 447 code for a protein of 148 amino acids. NCBI's taxonomy places the organism in Eukaryota, Fungi, Ascomycota, Sordariomycetes, Diaporthales, Cryphonectriaceae.
AUGGCUACUCAAGACACUGUCGACUCCUGGAGCGAGCCUCAUGCUCCCAAGGCCGAGGCCAUCAAAUCAUUCAAGGAGCUGGAGCCUACCCUCAAGAAAGAGCUCAUCCACCUCCGCCACGACCAUGAUAAGCACGAGAAAGAGUACUUCCAAGCAGUCGCGCACCUCAGCGAUGACGAGCUGACGGGCUUUACUGCCGAUGACUUUGACCUCGUCCGCGUCGGCCCAUCCGCCUACGGCAUCCACAUCUUCGGGCGCGUCAAGAUCCCCGCCCUGUCCGAGGAUGGGCCGUGCUACGUCUUCUUCCGGCUGUGCGACAAGGGCAAGGAGGAGGCCGCCACUUUCCACAGCUUCCACACCGAGGAGGCCCCCGACACGGCCAACGGCGGGUUCAAGUAUCGGGCAAUCUUCACCAAGGACGACCCGAUCGAGUGGUUUGACGACUAG